Messenger RNA from Heteronotia binoei (common prickly gecko), 1983 nucleotides. RefSeq names its product neuronal pentraxin-1-like. The record is from RefSeq and is a predicted model, not a curated record. The transcript is spliced from 7 exons. NCBI's taxonomy places the organism in Eukaryota, Metazoa, Chordata, Lepidosauria, Squamata, Gekkonidae. The coding region runs from base 1 to 1905 and encodes 634 amino acids.
AUGUUGCUCUCCAUGAACUACUCAAUGAGUAGCCUGGUCUCGCUGCCCUAUGGAGCCCGCCGUUUCCUCCAGCCUCACCUUCAUCGGGGCGCAGAAAGCAAAGGCGACCCCUUCCUCCUCCUCCUCCUGCUGCUCAGCGGGGAGACCGAUGCUCCUCUCUACAUCACCAGCGGAUUUGGCAAAUUGGACAGGAAGGAGAGGCAGGAAAAGCACAAAUCCUAUGUGCCCACAAGUGGAAUUGCCCCUGUUCUUCAAGGCCAUUAUCUGCAGCUCCCUCUCGCCCAUCCGUCAGAGACAGCUGUGGAAAUGGUCUUGCAGUGGGCAUUGCUCUGUCUCCUCUGCUCCCCACUGGUGUUGGCAUCUGACUAUGGUCUACCUAAAUUUAUCUGCAGCCCUAUGCCGCUGGAUAUGGAACACGGUUGCCAGUCGGCCAGUCAGCAGCGACAAGGAGCUAACAACGCUGCCAAUGGGCACUGGGUGGGGACCCUAGAGGAAGCCAAGGAAACAAUCCUACACCUGCGGGAGACGGUGGUGCACCAAAAGGAGAUGAUCCUGGACCAAAGGGAGAUGGUGAGAGAGUUGACAGCCAAACUCAGCCGCUGUGAAGCUCAUUCGAGGAGGCACAUUGGAGAACACCACGGCCUUCACCAUGAAGAGAACCACAGUCAUGGCCAUCACGAGGGCGGGCACCGAAUCCACCAUGAGGGCGGGCAUCGAACCCAUCAUGAGAGUGGGCAUCCUCAUGGUCACAGGGGGCAUCACGAGGAUGGGCAUCCGGGUCAUCGUGAGAAUCCUCAUCAGGGGCAUCAUGAGGAGGGACAUCAGAGUCACCAUGAGGAUGCUCACAGGUUACACCAUGAAGAUGUCCACCGAGAUCUCCACAAAGGCAUCCAUUCCCGGGAGAAUGACUACCACCAUUUUGGACAACAUCAUGAACACCAGUUAGGACACAACACUCAUGAUGCCUUUCGUAAGGGGGCUGCAGCUGCCAACACCAUGGAGGAUCCACCCAAGGAACCUGCUACUGGGGUGCACCAGAUGGAAAGGAUGCUGGAAUCCCUCAAGGAGAGAUUGGAGCAUUUACAGCACAAUCGGAACAGUUCUCUUUUCUCCACAUCCCUACGUGAUGCUCUCCAGAAAAAGAUAAGCAUAUUGGAACAUCAGAUCCACGCCAAAUCAAACUCUUCUGAUCACCAUGAACAUGGUGCAUCAACAGCAGCAGGACUAAGGCGUGCACUCAUCUCCCAUGGGACUGGCGCUGAGAAAGGGCACAAAGUGGAGAAACGAUCAGAAGAUUUCCGUGUGGGUUUUCCUCUUCGCACCAAUUAUAUGUAUGCCAAGGUGAAACGCACCCUCCAUCAUGAGAUCUUUGCUUUCUCCAUCUGCCUCUGGCUCAAAUCCAGCUCAGCGCCAGGGAUGGGCACCCCAUUCUCAUACUCUGUGCCAGGUCAGGCCAAUGAAGUGGUGCUAAUUGAAUGGGGCAAUAAUCCCAUGGAACUGCUCAUCAAUGACAAGGCUGCCACGUUACCCCUGUCCAUUAAUGAUGCCAAGUGGCACCACAUUUGUGUGACCUGGUCAACCCGAGAUGGCAUUUGGGAAACCUACCAAGAUGGGGUCCGGAGAGGAAGUGGAGAGAAUCUGGCUCCGUGGCAUCCUGUGAAGUCUGGAGGUGUUUUUGUACUCGGCCAGGAGCAGGACACUCUUGGGGGUCGCUUUGAUGCCACUCAAGCUUUUAUUGGGGAGAUCUCCGAUUUCAACAUGUGGGGCCACAUCUUGACAGCAGGCGAGGUUUACAAGAUGGCGACCUGCACUAGCGACAUUGGUGGCGAUCUCAUCAAUUGGACCGAAGCUUCGGUGGAGCUUCAUGGAGGAGUGGUCAAGCUACCUUUCAAUGCCUGCCAUUGAUAAGCCACAACAGAACAGAGACUGCUGGGUUGCUUGGGAAGAGAGAGAAAUUUAGUGGUGUAAGGCUAAGGGUGGGGU